Physeter macrocephalus (sperm whale) is the source of this 1384-nucleotide messenger RNA. RefSeq names its product AN1-type zinc finger protein 5-like. Gene Ontology annotation, molecular function: DNA binding; zinc ion binding. The record is from RefSeq and is a predicted model, not a curated record. Lineage: Eukaryota; Metazoa; Chordata; Mammalia; Artiodactyla; Physeteridae. Bases 106 to 744 code for a protein of 212 amino acids. The transcript has a single exon.
GCGGCGAAUUCAGGGCUUCUGGCUCGCCCCUCCCUGAGGGCUCGGCCCGGUCCCAGGGCGCCGGCGUCGCGCGCCAGCCCGGUUCCUGCCGCCGAAGGCAGAAAAAUGGCUCAGGAGACUAACCAGACCCCAGGGCCCAUGCUGUGUAGUACAGGAUGUGGCUUUUAUGGGUAUCCUAGGACAAAUGGAAUGUGUUCUGUUUGCUACAAAGAACAUCUUCAGAGGCAGCAGAAUAGUGGCAGAAUGAGCCCAAUGGGGACAGCUAGUGGUUCCAACAGCCCUACCUCAGGUUCUGCAUCUGUACCAAGAGCAGACGCUAGUUUAAACAACUGUGAAGGUGCUGCUGGCAGCACAUCUGAAAAAUCAAGAAAUGUGCCUGUGGCUGCGUUGCCUGUAACUCAGCAAAUGACAGAAAUGAGCAUUUCAAGAGAGGACAAAGUAACUACCCCGAAAACAGAGGUGUCAGAGCCAGUUGUCACUCAGCCCAGUCCAUCAGUUUCUCAGCCCAGUACUUCUCAAAGUGAAGAAAAAGCCCCUGAGUUGCCCAAACCAAAGAACAGAUGUUUCAUGUGCAGAAAGAAAGUUGGCCUUACAGGGUUUGACUGCCGGCGUGGAAAUUUGUUCUGUGGACUUCACCGUUACUCUGACAAGCACAACUGUCCAUAUGAUUACAAAGCAGAAGCUGCAGCAAAAAUCAGAAAAGAGAAUCCAGUUGUUGUGGCUGAAAAAAUCCAGAGAAUAUAAAUUACUACUUGUGAAGAGACUGAUAACUUUGUUUUUAUUUUAAUAUAUCAUAGGAAAACAUUAAAGAGCAGAUGCAUGGUCAUUUUCCUUUGAUGUUCUCCAGAGUUUUACUUUACACUUGUCUGUCUUAUAAUUGAUAUUUUAGGAUGUGUGGGUGUUUGUUACAGGCAGAAUUGGAUAGAUACAGCCCUACAAAAUGUAUAUGCCCUCCCCUGAAUAAAAUUGGAUGAAAAUUUGCAUAGCAAGUUGAAAACACAGAUAAUAGGGACAAAAUUUAGUUCCCUUGUGCCAAACACAGCACGUGAAAUAUCUGCAUGUUUGCAGCAUAUCUGCCUUUGAGAAUGUAAUCAAUAUAUAAUCUCUGCCUAGUGUUAGGUGCCUGUAUUUUAUUUUUUUUAAUGGUACACCAGAAAAGGACUGGCAGUCUACUUCUACCAUAAACUUUACCCUGUUAAUUUCCACAUUUUCCUUGGAAGUGGGAAGAAAGCUAUAAAGAAAGCUAUCAGACCUUUCCGUGAAUCCAGUGUUUUGGUGCCAUAUGUAAGCCUGGCUAAUUGGUCUUCUAAAAGCUGUCAAAUAAGACAUUCUUUGGAAGGUACACAUCAUAACUGGUUAUAAAGAGUAAAACAGAUCAAGCCAA